UUCGUACGAGUGCUAGGGUCAGUCUCCACUCGAUGGCAUCCGCAGAGACUUUCGGAGUCCCAGAUAUCCAUUUCCUCCUAAAACACUCGUAAAAGCCUACAACUUUACUGUCCGAAAUAAUAAAAUCUUCACAAAUGGAGUUUGAAUUGGAAGAGGACGUAGUAUUGAAAGUGUUGGAUACUUCUCUCUUUCAUAUCAAAUGGCGACUUAAACCUGCAGCUAUGCGACGACUCCAGAUAGAUAUUCUGGCAUUGUGCACAGGGAUGAGGCCGGUUAUAAUGGUGGACUAUGGUGGAAAGAUGCCUGAACUACAAGAACAUUUAUGUGAACUCGUCAAAUUUUGUCAAAAGGAAUCACCCAUCUUUGAGCAACUAAAAGUAAUGGUAAUAGAAGAUAUGAUAUAUCUAAUACAUGUGAGAGGACUUGCUGAGCAUGUUAAUUCUAGCUUGAACUCGGAAACACAAAUUCUCUUUGUGGACCUGGAGCAGGAUCCUCCAAAGAUGAUUGCACAAGCAGAACAUAGUUCAGUAGGAGUGGAGCUUCAAUUAGUUAUGAAGUUAUUCGCUUUGGCAUUUCCUAUUGAUGGAAGGAACAAGGAUCUCUCAUCGUGUCAAAGAACAGAUUACUUGGCAUCUGUUGCAUCCUCCGUCGAUGGGCCCAUCGCUUCUCCCUUGUCUGAAUUUGUUGAUGUCAGUAACUACCUAGAAAAAAGUCAGGUCACAAUUCCAACUUUAAAUGGGUGGCUUCUUGGUUAUCCAGUUGUGUACUUGUUCAGCAAGGAGCAUAUUGCAGAUGCUAUAUUUAAUCUUUCAACGAAAUCUCUCCGUGUCUUCAGAAUUUUAGUCCGCAGGAAUAGUGCUUUCUGCAAAGGAGCUCAGCAAGAGGAACUGAUGAGUUUCUCAGUGCCUUAUGAUCUGAGCAUGGGCGGGAGUAGUGAACCCUGGGCCGAGGAAUUUCUCAUUCGCUUGCAGUCGAAGUGGGGAAAACGCAAGCAAACUUGGCGAUCUUUGGAGAUGGAGGUAAGUGAAUGCUAUCCACAAGCAAUUGUGUUGUAGUAAAAAAAAAAGACCAUUUACCUGUUCAAAGAUACACCUCUUAUUUAGAUGAUCAUUAGCAAGAUUUUAUGAGUUAUGAACAUGUAAAUUGAAGAGGUAUUGCAGAUGAUAUGUUUUUGGAUCAUUGUGCUUGAUAUAUAUAUAUAUAUAGGGAGAAAUUAUGCAA
Messenger RNA from Tripterygium wilfordii, 1221 nucleotides. RefSeq lists its product as uncharacterized. The record is from RefSeq and is a predicted model, not a curated record. The transcript is spliced from 7 exons. Lineage: Eukaryota; Viridiplantae; Streptophyta; Magnoliopsida; Celastrales; Celastraceae. The coding region runs from base 135 to 1055 and encodes 306 amino acids.